Messenger RNA from Auanema sp. JU1783, 4005 nucleotides. The record is from the annotation of a GenBank genome assembly. NCBI's taxonomy places the organism in Eukaryota, Metazoa, Nematoda, Chromadorea, Rhabditida, Rhabditidae.
AUGUCCUCGGGAGUGGACCCUCCAUCGGUCGCAUCAGGUGCUCUGGUAGUUCCCCUGAUUAUAUGGGGAGCCAAACCUCCUGAGCAUAAAAUAACAUGUAUCAAUUAUCUGAGCGAUUGUUCAACAAUAGUAACAGGUGGCGACAAUGGACAUGUUAUUAUAUGGAAAUGUACUGAAGAUGCCAUAAAUCCCCACCAAUUAAUGGUGGGACACACCCAACCAAUCACGGCUAUUUCUACAACUAGCAAGAAUUCGAAAUCCACAAGGUUUAUAUCUGCUUCUGCCGACGGUCAUGUCUGUUUAUGGGAUAUUCAAGACGGAAGAUGUGUUGAUUCAACCGAUUCUAUAUAUGUGCAUAGACAAAUGGAGGCAUACACGUAUAAAUCUCGUCAUGUACGAUCAACUAAACUUUUUUGUAUUGGAGACUAUGCUGAUUUCGUUGUAAUGGACCCACAAGAUUUGACAAUAGUUUUCAAUUUAAGUUCGCGAGUUGAGCCUGAUUGGAUCUGUCGGUAUUGUUUCGUUCAACGGCCGGGAAAACCACCCCAAUGCAUAGGAUUAUCCGCUGUUGAGAUGAUUAAAAUUUGGUCUUUAGUGGAUCUAGAAAAGAAGGAUUUGGCUAAUCCUCUGUAUGAAGACGAAUCAAAAAGAUUAGAUAUCCAUGAUGUAAGGUCAGUGUCUUUCAAUACAGUGAAUGAUAGAAUUUUGCUUGUCGUCACGGGGUCCACUUGGCAGAUUAUCGAUCUUGAUGAUUUAUCCACCUUGUUAUGUUAUGAAUGUCCUACUGAUGUUGUUAAAGGGCAAGUGAUUGAUAUCGACAAGGUUGCUAUUGCUUACAAUGACCAAACAGUUCGAGUUUAUCAAUUACCCCUCGAGCUUUUAAAUGGGCCUCAGGCUCGGGAAGCUUUUGGAUCAUCCCCUUCCAAUUAUUUUGGCAUCAACAAACCUUUCGAAAUUGCUGUUCUUGAAGCAUCCAAAUCCUGCUCACUUUCGUGGGUUUCUGAUGUUUAUUAUGAUUUUUCUCCUCAAUCCAAUAAUCCUAACUUGUAUCAAGUUGUAAGAGGAACUUGUGAUGGAAAGCUUUUACUUUGGAAAAUACCUGAGUACGCUGCUGAAUUCAUGCAGAAAAUAGGAAGCAGUUCUCAACUUCCUUUGAAGUAUAAAGGAACUUUUGAGGAAAGUCUUGAAUCGGUUUGGUCGAGCCUGAUGGACGAGGAAAAAAUUUCCAUAAUGGAUCCUGGUGUUGUAACAGCUUCUUUACUAGUUGGAUCUCAAGGAAAGCUCAUAUUAGGACAAAAAGAUGGUUUGAUUACCAUGAGUUAUGCUUGUGAAGCUUUAUCCAAACAACUCUUAAACUAUGACGUUGAUAAAACUACUACGCGGGUGCUGCGGGGCCAUUCCGCCGCCGUCAGAAGCCUUUUUUAUCCUCAUGAACAUCAUAACCGUUUCGAUCCUCAAUUAUUACUGUCGGGCAGUGAUGAUUUCACAGUGAUUGUUUGGAAUAUUAACAACGGAAAUCGUUUGCACAGAUUUUACGAGCACGGGGGACCUGUUUUGAGAUUUGUUAUUCCUCCCGUAAACUGCACUAAAAAUAUAGCCAAGUGUGUGUGUUCUAUAACAGCAGAUAAUACUGCAUCUUUGCUCAAUAUCCGAGAUUUUAAGUGUGCUCUUCUCGCUUCAAAACAUCCUCAUCCGAUUAAAGAUGUAAAAUGGAGACCUCUAGACGAUUUUAUGCUAGUAAAACUGGACGAUGGAAGUGUCUAUGUUUGGUCGAUGGAAAGUGCGAACUUGGAUAGGAUUGUAACAGGUUUAGUUGCUGAAGAGGUGUUGAGCGCAUGUGAUGAACAAAUUGGUCGGGAAGAGGGAUGCGAUGAGACCGUAGCACCAAGUGCAAUACUGAUGAUGAGAGCUCUGAAAAAUAAGAGUAUGGAAGCGUUUAAACAAACCAUGACUGCGUCUAAUGAAUCGCGGAAAAUCACCGACAACCAAAUCUAUGAAGUUAGCUCUCCAAUACAAGUAGAUGCUCUACCUGGUUGUGAGCAAGGCGCGCACUUAAUCCAAUUCGAGGUUGGAGCUCUGGUUGCUGGUUUAUUAAAUGUUGAUGCAUCUGAGUUUGCUGAUGGCUCAUAUACAGACAAAAACGAAGAAAAUGGUUUAGCAGGCAUUAAUAGACGAGUAGCGUGGCAGUUCGAAGCAAACCUUUGUUCUGAUGUCGCUCGAUUGAUGCUAUCUCUUCUCCAUGGCUGGAACCUGGAUGAAGAUUUAGAUAGCAUUUGUAGUAAAAAAUUAGGGCUCAGUAAGCCUCGUCAUCAGCUAUAUUUCGGUAAUAUUUCCCGACACGGUCAAUUGGCUGUAGCUUUGCCUCAGAAAUCUCAUUUACCAUACGAUUCGUUUUCGAUUAAUGUGAGGUGGCAAGCUAGUCAUUCUUUGACGACUACUCACUUACUCGCUGUUAUUGCAACCGCUAACACUUUGAUGGGCAUGAAAAACUUAUUUAUAAGAAAUCGUAAAACAUCGUUGUCAUCCAACAAUCUUCAACGUCAGUCUUCGAAGGAAACCAUAUCCUCAGAAAAACAACAGCUGAAACAGGGUUGGAGUCUAGUUGCUGCACUACAUUGUGUUCUUUUACCUGAUCACGUUAAACCUAAGAGCUCUUAUGCUGCACCGAGAAUUGAGCUUUUAGCUCGAAGAUGGCAGGAUAGUUCAAUGGAAAUCCGAAUAGCUGCUCAAGCGCUUCUUGUACGUGAACUGGCUAGAUUGGGAGCACCUGGACGGCGGAAGCUGAUAGAGUCUUGGGCACCGUUUCUACCACCACUUUUGGAUCCAAGUCUGUCCAUAUUCGGCGCCCGUCUCCAAUCGUCUAUCCCGAACGUACCUCCUGCUGCUCCUCCUAUACCACCGAGAAGCAAGUCUUCGCCUCCAACUGUUGCUCCUGUUCCUGAACCUGCAACCGGUGACGAUGGAGAAUCUGGAGUACAGCAAGUUCGACGCAAUCAAGCCACGGCAAUUAUUCUCCUGGGUGUGGUCGGAGCAGAGUUCGGUGAUGAACUUUAUAGAGCCGAUCUAACAAGGGCCACUGCUUUAUCUCUUCUAGAGUUGUUAGUAGCUGCUCCUUCUGCUCUCCUCCCAGUGCAUUCACCACUCCGACGAGCUGCAAUAGAUUUAUUGGGGAAAGGAAUAGUAUACUGGCAACCUCAUUUGGAGAUAUCAAAAGUGUUGUUAGGAUUACUGGAUUUGGCAGCCAACUCAGACAAACAACCAAUGCCUUCUAUGGUUGGAACUCCUCUCUCUCCUAUUGCAGAUGCUUGUCGAACAGCUCGCCAUGCUUUAUCGUUGAUAGCAAACGCUCGCGCACCAGCUCUUUUAACAGCUCUUUCUAUGGAGGUCGCAAGGUAUAACUCAGCCGCUCAACACCAGACUAUCCAGCACACUGUAGUCAGUCCUCUUUUGAAGUCUCGUUCUGAGGUUCUUCGAAUAAUAGCAGAACUUUCUGAGAAAAAGUUCAAUGAAGUAGUUGACUUGAUGACGUCAGUUGGUGAAAUCCUUGUGCAUUGCUUAGACAUCUCCAUGUUGAGACACAAGUCAUUAGCGGAGAUUUUCCCGGCUAUUGCCAAAUUUCCCAUGGUGUCCUAUUGUUCUGUCACACGGCGCAUUGCCUUUGGUGGAUCGAAUGGUUACUGCGUUGUUCAUGAGCUGAGAGCUUCGAAAACUCAUAACUUACAAUGUCAUUCGGGACCAAUAAGUGCAGUGGCGUUCUCAGAUGAUGGAAAGUAUUUAGCAACAUAUGGGGCUUCAGAUGGAAAAGUUGUGUUUUUCCAAACUAGUCAGACAUUCCUGGGUAUCGGACAAAAUCAGAUGAAACUGGUCAAGAGCCAGCCAGCUCCUUCGUGUAUGGUGUUAACAUCCCCCACCGGACAAACAUUCCGUCCAAAGUUAGUUUGGAUCAACUCGAAAUCAAUUGCUCUCAUGAUGCCGGAAGGUAAAGAACAAAGGUUCACUGUUUAA